Messenger RNA from Sceloporus undulatus (fence lizard), 4870 nucleotides. RefSeq names its product B-cadherin-like. The record is from RefSeq and is a predicted model, not a curated record. The transcript is spliced from 16 exons. Gene Ontology annotation, molecular function: calcium ion binding; cadherin binding. Lineage: Eukaryota; Metazoa; Chordata; Lepidosauria; Squamata; Phrynosomatidae. Gene Ontology annotation, cellular component: plasma membrane; catenin complex; adherens junction. Gene Ontology annotation, biological process: multicellular organism development; cell-cell junction assembly; calcium-dependent cell-cell adhesion. Bases 94 to 2745 code for a protein of 883 amino acids.
UCUCACCUGCUGCAAUUCGUGCGCUGCUUCCAGAAGGACAGAGUCUCUCUGCGCUUCAGCCUUGCGCUUGCGUUGCCUUUGGCUCCUCUGGGGAUGAUGGGAACUCACUUUGGGAGCCUCUCCUGCUUUUUCCUCCUCUUUCUCCUCCAGGCUGACAGAUGGACAUGUCAAGAGGAAUCAGAUGCCCAAUGCCAACCAGGUUUCACUUUGAGGACUUACACUUUCCUGGUGCCAAGGGCGGAUUUGGAGCGGCACCGGGUUUUGGGCCGAGUGCGCUUUGAGGAUUGCACAGACAGGACACAAAUCCCCUUCGUCUCGGACGACACUCGCUUCAAGGUGCGCCCGGAUGGCACCGUGGUGGUCAAGCGUCCCUUGCAUCUCCACAGCCACGAACAGAGCUUCUUGGUCCACACCUGGGACUCAGUGGGCAAGAAGCACUCGGCCAUUGUGACCCUGCGGCACAGGCAUCAACACCAAGACCCACACCGGCAUCCGGAACUCUACCAUGGAGAGGUGCUGACCUUCCCAGAAUCUGGUCCAGGCCUAAGGAGACAGAAGAGGGACUGGGUCAUCCCUCCCAUCACUUGCUCUGAGAACGAGAGGGGCCCCUUCCCCAAGAACCUGGUCCAGAUCAAAUCCAACAAGGACAAAGAGACAAGGGUCUUCUACAGCAUCACUGGCCAAGGAGCCGACAGUCCUCCGGUGGGCGUCUUCUCCAUCGUCAGAGAAACUGGUUGGUUGAUGGUCAACCUCCCGCUGGAUAGAGAGCAGAUCGACAAAUACGUUCUCUUCUCGCAUGCGGUGUCUGCCAAUGGCCAACCUGUGGAGGACCCCAUGGAGAUCAUCAUCAAGGUCAGCGACCAGAAUGACAACCGGCCCGUCUUCACGCAGAGCGUCUUCGAAGGAUCCGUUGCAGAGGGAGCUACACCGGGUACUGCUGUAAUGAAGGUGUCAGCCACCGAUAAGGAUGACAGUGUGGAUACCUACAAUGGGGUGAUCACCUACUCCAUCAUCGACCAGACCCCCCAAGAACCUCACAGGCAGAUGUUCACCAUCAACAACGAGACAGGCUUGAUCAGUGUCAUCACCACAGGUCUGGACCGAGAGAAAUUCCCUCAAUACACUCUGACCCUCCAAGCCACAGACAUGCUUGGACAAGGCUUGAGUACAACAGGGACAGCAGUGAUCACCGUUACCGACAAGAAUGACAACCAGCCCAUAUUCGACCCAGAAACGUAUGUUGCAACUGUUCCAGAGAACGUGGUUGGCUAUCCAGUGGCCCAGCUGACAGUGAAAGACGCAGACCAGGAAAAUACCCCGGCCUGGAAGACCAAGUACACCAUUGUGAGAGGCAACGAGGAAGGCAACUUUGCCAUUUCCACAGCUCCGGAAGGAAACUUUGGUCUCUUGACGACAGUUAAGGGCCUGGACUUUGAGUUGCGAAACCAGUACGUCCUCCAAGUGACCGUGGUGAACGAAGAGCCCUUCUCGGUGACUCUCCCGACCUCCACGGCCACCGUCACCGUCAAUGUGGAGGACAUCAAUGAAGGCCCCAUCUUUGUCCCUCCCGAAAAGACGGUGACAAAGCCUGAAGACCUGGCCAUUGGGCAACCGGUGGCCACAUACACCGCCCAGGACCCGGAUAAGUUUCUCCAGCAAACCAUCAGGUAUUCAAUUGGGAGCGACCCGGCUGGAUGGCUAAGAAUUAACCCCGAAAACGGCAUCAUCGAGUCCCGAUCGGAGCUGGACAGAGAGUCCCCCUUCGUCCAGGACAGCACUUACAUGGCCAUCAUCUUGGCCACCGACAGCGGGUCGCCGCCAGCCACGGGGACCGGGACCCUCCUUGUGCACCUUGAUGAUGUGAACGACAAUGGGCCACAACCUGAACCCCGAGCUUUUGACAUCUGCAGCCGGAACCCAGAUCCCCAGGUGCUGAACAUCGUGGACAAGGAUCUCCCUCCAAACACGCUGCCCUUUGCUGCAAAGCUGGAGCUGGGAUCAAGCGCCAACUGGACCGUCAAGAUGAACAGCGAAGACAGCCUGACCCUCCAACUGAUCAAGCAGCUGGAGCCUGGCGAUUACAACGUGGCCCUGAAGCUGAGCGACGGCCAGGGAUUGUCCCAGACCACAAUGGUCAAAGCCCGGGUGUGCGACUGCGAGGGCACUGCCCAGAACUGUGAGAGAAGAGCCUACAUCGCAGGCGGGAUGGGGGUCCCGGCCAUUUUGGGCAUCCUGGGUGGCAUCCUUGCCCUUCUGAUCCUGCUUCUGCUGCUCUUGCUCUUUGUCAGGAGGAGGAAGGUGGUGAAGGAGCCAUUACUUCCCCCGGAAGAUGACACGCGGGACAACGUCUAUUACUACGAUGAAGAAGGCGGCGGAGAAGAGGAUCAGGACUAUGACUUGAGCCAGUUGCACCGGGGGCUGGACGCCCGUCCCGAAAUCACCCGCAAUGACGUUGCCCCAACCCUGAUGCCAGCUCCGCAGUAUCGCCCGCGCCCCGCCAACCCUGAUGAGAUUGGCAAUUUCAUUGAUGAGAACCUGAAGGCGGCCGACACGGACCCCACAGCCCCCCCUUACGACUCUCUGCUGGUCUUCGACUACGAGGGAAACGGCUCCGAAGCCACUUCGCUCAGCUCCCUCAACUCCUCCAACGGCGACCAAGACCAGGAUUAUGACUACCUGAACGACUGGGGCAACCGCUUCAAGAAGUUGGCCGACAUGUACGGAGGGGGCGAGGAGGAAGACUAGAUGUGCAGAGAUCCCAGGGUUUUAGUUUUGGGGGAGAGAAAGAACGAGAGAUAGAAGUUAGACCACCUUUUCCCAGCAGUUCACAAUUGGUCACUUGGGCUGAACUUUCCAUAAACCACCGCACCAAAGAUACCUUCUUCCAAACGCCAAAGUGGAUUCAGAUGACCAUUUCAUGAUUGUUAAGCAUCCCACAAUGUAAGCUUCUAACCUAAGAGGAGCCAUCGCAAGCUGGACAAUCUUUUCAUUUUGCAAGGCAGCACCAGCAUCCAUUGCCUAGAAGAGAGCUCUCCAAGGAUUUUAAAGGCAAAGAAAUUGGUGUUUUUAACAACUUCUCUCAAUCCAUCCUCAUUCACCUGAGGAAGAGGAUUUGCAGACUGCCCAAAACUGUUCUGAUUUUUCAUCCUGUUCCCCUUAACUUACCUGUUGUUGUUGUUGUUGUUGUUGUUGUGUGCCUUCAAGUUGUUUCUCAUUCAUGGCAUCCCUAAGGCAAACCUCUCAUGGGGUUUUCUGGGGCUGAGAGUGUGGGACUUAGUGUUAAGGUCUUUGAUUAGUUUUAAUCCUGGCUGCAAAAUCAGAAAUACUGUCUCUCAUAAAGACGCCAGACUCGAGGAGCAAGGAAGGAAAUAAACCUGGGAUGUGAGGAGCAAAGCUGGCCUGGUUUUUAGGCUCAUGGUAAUGUUGAUAAUAAUAAUGAUGAAAAACUGAGUUUGAUGGAGCAAGUGUAAGGGAUUCUUGAGGCACCGUAUAUUUUGCCCACCCAACUCCAAAGCCCCGCAGUCCAUUUGCAAGCUCUGGAAUUACGCUUUGGGCAUCUGUUUGGCAAGAAGCAAUGGCACUUUAUGUACUUCAAGCACUAUGGUUUCUUUGGGAAGGAAGGUCUUGGCUUUUAUCUUUCAAGGCCUUAUGCAAUGGGAGCAGCGCUUGGGGAAACCUUGGAGGCUGCGGCAGGGUUGUCUGCAAAAGGGAUCUUGAACAGGCAGGGCAUGUUUCUGAAUCCAGUUUUCCUUAAGGAUUUCUGGCAGGUUUCUCAGCGCCGAGUGCGUUCUUCCCAUUGGAAACAGCAUUCCUUUGCCUCCAUCUCUACUCAGAAAGAAACCCCAUUGAGGUUAUUGGAAGGAACAGCUGACAUCUGAUUUAAUGCAGUUUGACACCGCUUUUAAACUGUCAUGACUCAGUGCCAUGGGAUCCUGGGAUUUGUAGUCAGUAGUUGUGCCAGAGCACUCUGACAAAGAAGGCUGUGUCACACAAAACUACAAAUCCCAGAAUUCCAUGGCAGUUAAAGCAGUGCCAAAGUGCAUUAUUUCUGCAAUGCCUUUCCAAAGUAAAGGUGUAUAUAGAAAAAUAACAGCAAGCUGCAUGAGAGGAAACAGGUUGGAUUUUGGGUUUUUGAGGCAUUUUCCUCCCAGGACACCCUUACUGGGAUUUUUUAGGGGGUUUUCGACUAACCGGUCUCUAAAGUGCCUUAAAAUUAGCCACGCAUCUGUUAUUUUUGUGUCCUUACAGCCAUCAGACAUAAGUGGAUCCAGCUUUCUAUGACUCCUUAUAUUAUUAUUUUUAUUAUUAUUUCACAUUAUUUGUAGAUGCUCUUAACUGUGUGUAAAGCAGAACUGGGAAAAAUAACUAUUGAGCUACAGCUCCCAGAAUUCCAUAGCCAGCACGACUGGUGAGUUUUGGGAGCUGUAGUCCAAAAGAAAAGGAACUUUUCCUGGCUCUGCUCUAAAGCUUUGCCUCGGCCUUUGCUGCUGUAGAAUUAAUUGGUGAUGUAUAAAACAGGAUCAGAUACUGGCUCCCUUUCCUUCCAGACAAUUAAAUCAUUGGAUUGGUCUUUCCAAUGGCCAAAGGGCCAAUUGUGCCCCGAUGCCCGUCUUUUUCUCGUUUUUGAUGCCAAUUAGGGCAUUCCUCUCCAAUCAAACGGUGCUGGGCUUUUAAAUAAGUGCCUUCUGCUGUUUUUAGACCUGUAUCUCCAGCUCUCCUCUUUAAAUACUGUAUUAUAUUCUGGGAGAGCAUUCUUGCUCCCGUCGCAAAAGCCAUUUAUUACGUACCGCCUUAUUUUACAGAUUCCCCCUUUUUGAUAAUAAAUAAAUAAAAUGUUAAUAAAAUGUUUUUCUUAAAAAGUUACAUCAAG